CCAAUCCGCAGCACUUUCGGCCCAGCGGAGCCGGCGCUUGUGUGACCGGUGGUGGCCGAGGGGGACCCUAGCGAGAGCGCCCGGGGACCUGCGCGGCUCGGGAACGCGCCCUGUCGCUAUUGUCUCAGGGCCGCACGGGAUCGCGCCGCCUGGACGGCGAUUCCCCUCCUCUUCCUCCGGGAGGGAAGGAUCCAAGAGCGCCAAGCCGGGCUGGCUGGAGGAGGUGGCCGCGGAGGCGGAGGGAGGAGCGUUACUCCCCGGUCGCGGCUGUUUCUCCUCCGGCGGAGGCUGGGCUGCCACUGCCGCUGGCUUCAAAGAGGCGGCGGGUCCCGGGUUCCUGGACAUGGAGGGGAGAUCCGCAUGCAGGGACUCCGGGAUCUCCUCUCCCGCUCCUCGGGCUACCGCGUAGACACCUGAGUAGACCGACGCCUGGAGGGGGAAGGGAAGGACAGAAAAUUAAGGUUAGAAGUGAACUCUGAUCCAUCUCCUGUUCUCUGUCCGCCUGUGGAUGAGAGUGAGCAGAGAAGUGUGUGAGGAACCUUUUCGAUCUGCUGGAAGUACGAACCACACAACAUACAGCCAGGGAUCUGCCUGGCUUUUAUUUGGGAUUUGUGAGUGGGGGGCAACUCUCACUCUGCAGAAAAGCCGACUUUGUAAGUGACAAGGUAUCAUGUAUGCUGCUGGCUCCAGGGGACACUCCCCUGCUUUCCUGCAACCGCAAAACGGAAACAGCCAUCGCUCACCUGGUUACGUUCCUGGGAAGGUGGUUCCCUUGCGUCCUCCUCCUCCUCCAAAGAACCAGGCUUCAGCCAAAUUGACCUCCACCAACCAAGAAGCCCUAGCAACUUUUGCUUUCUCCCCGGAGGAGCAGCAAACGCCUAGGGAGAACCGAAAGCAAAAGAGACACAAGAACACCUUCAUCUGCUUUGCUAUAACCAGCUUCUCGUUUUUUGUGGCGCUUGCAGUCAUUUUGGGAAUAUCCUCAAAAUAUGCUCCGGAUGAGAACUGUCCAGAUCAAAACCCUCGUCUCAGGAACUGGGAUCCAGGACAAGAUUCUGGAAAACACAUUGUUAUCAAGGAGGGAGAUAUGUUCCGCCUGACCUCAGAUGCUACAGUGAAUUCUAUAGUCAUUCAGAAUGGAGGACUGCUUGUAUUUGGGGAUGAUAAAGAUGGAUCCAGAAAUAUUACCUUGAGGACUCAUUACAUCCUGAUCCAGGAUGGUGGGGCGCUUCAUAUUGGAGCAGAAAAAUGCCGCUAUAGAUCCAAAGCAAUGAUUACCUUGUAUGGCAAGUCAGAUGAAGGUGAAAGUAUGCCAACAUUUGGCAAAAAGUUUAUUGGCGUAGAGGCUGGUGGGACGCUGGAGUUACACGGGGCACGGAGGACAUCAUGGACCAUGCUGGCAAGGACUCUGCAUUCCUCAGGCUUGCCCUUUGGUUCCUAUGCCUUUGAAAAGGACUUUUCCCGGGGCCUUAAUGUGAGGGUCAUUGACCAAGACACAGCCAGAGUUUUGGAAUCUGAGAAGUUUGAUACCCAUGAGUACCACAAUGAGAGCAGGAGACUGCAGGAAUUUUUGAGAGCUCAGGAUCCCGGCCGGAUUGUAGCUAUUGCCGUUGGAGAUUCUGCAGUCAAGAGCCUGUUACAAGGAACAAUCCAGAUGAUCCACGACCGGUUGGGAAGUAAGCUGAUCCACGGGCUGGGCUACAGGCAAGCUUGGGCUUUAGUUGGUGUCAUUGAUGGUGGAAGUUCUUCCUGCAACGAAUCUGUGAGAAACUAUGAAAACCACAGCACUGGUGGGAAGGCCUUGGCUCAAGGAGAAUUCUACACCUUGGAUGGUCAGAAGUUCUCCGUGACAGCCUAUAGUGAAUGGAUUGAAGGAAUCUCUCUUUCAGGUUUCCGGGUAGAGAUUGCAGAUGGAGCAAAGCUUCACCUAUUGGAUGAUGUUGGUAGCUGGGAAGCCGGAGACCGAAUUGUGGUUGCCAGCACCGACUAUUCCAUGUACCAAGCAGAGGAGUUCACUCUUCUCCCAUGCCCUGAGUGCAGCCGUUUUCAGGUCAAAGUUAAAGAGACCCCCCAGUACCUGCAUGUUGGUGAGAUCAUAGACGGGAUAGACAUGAGAGCAGAGGUUGGAAUUCUCACCCGGAAUAUUGUGAUCCAAGGAGAAAUGGAGGACUCAUGCUAUGCUGAUAAUCAAUGCCAGUUCUUCGAUUAUGACACCUUUGGAGGACAUGUGAUGAUAGAGAAGAAUUUUACUGCAGUCCAUCUUUCUUAUGUGGAACUGAAACACAUGGGCCAGCAGCACCUGGGACGCUAUCCUGUGCAUUUUCAUCUGUGUGGAGACGUGGAUUCUAAAGGAGGGUACAGCCAGCCAGCGUCUGUGGUUGGCCUGUCUAUUCAUCAUAGUUUUUCAAGGUGCAUCACUGUGCAUGGGACCAAUGGCUUGCUAAUCAAAGACACCAUUGGAUUCGAUGCACUAGGUCAUUGCUUCUUUUUGGAAGAUGGUGUUGAACAGAGAAAUAUUUUGUUUCACAACCUGGGGCUUCUUACCAAGCCAGGAACUCUCCUCCCCACGGACAGGAACAGUUCCAUGUGUACCAUCAUGCGUGACGGGGUGUUUGGAAACUACGUUCCUGUGCCUACCACAGACUGUAUGGCUGUUUCAACUUUCUGGAUUGCCCAUCCCAACAACCAUCUGAUCAAUAAUGCAGCUGCAGGCUCCCAGGAUGCUGGGAUAUGGUAUUUAUUCCACAAAGAACCCACUGGGGAAUCCAGUGGAAUGCAGCUCCUGGAGAAACCGGAACUCACUCCACUGGGAAUAUUUUAUAACAACAGGGUUCAUUCAAAUUUUAAGGCUGGUUUAUUUGUAGACAAAGGUGUCAAAACAACCAACUCCAGUGCUGCCGACCCAAGGGAAUACCUGUGCUUGGAUAACAGUGCAAGGUUCCGGCCUCAUCAGGAUGCAGACCCUGACAAGCCACGUGUUGCUGCUGUCAUUGACAGGCUAAUUGCUUUUAAAAACAAUGAUAACGGUGCCUGGGUCAGAGGAGGAGACAUUAUUGUUCAGAACUCAGCAUUUGCAGAUAAUGGAAAGGGAUUGACAUUUGCCAGUGAUGGGAGCUUCCCAAGUGAUGAAGGUUCGAGCCAGGAGGUGUCGGAAUCCCUCUUUGUUGGUGAGAGUAGGAAUUAUGGAUUUCAAGGUGGCCAGAACAAGUAUAUGGGUACAGGAGGAAUAGACCAGAAGCCUCGUACACUACCCAGGAACAGGACAUUCCCAAUUCGAGGCUUUCAGAUUUAUGAUGGGCCUAUUCAUCUCACAAGGAGCACUUUCAAAAAGUAUGUGCCAACUCCAGACAGGUACAGCAGUGCAAUUGGCUUCCUCAUGAAGAAUUCCUGGCAGACCACACCCAGGAAUAAUGUUUCCCUUGUGAAGUUUGGUCCACAGGUUUCUCUGAAUGUCUUCUUUGGAAAGCCUGGCCCCUGGUUUGAGGAUUGUGAGCUGGAUGGCGAUAAGAACUCCAUUUUCCAUGACAUUGAUGGCUCCGUGACAGGAUACAAGGAUGCCUAUGUGGGAAGGAUGGACAACUACCUGAUCCGCCAUCCAAACUGUGUCAACGUCACUAAGUGGAAUGCAGUGGUCUGCAGUGGGACCUAUGCCCAGGUGUACGUUCAGACAUGGAACACUCCGAAUCUUAGCAUGAUCAUCACACGAGAUGAAUACCCAUCCCACCCAAUGGUGCUUCGGGGUAUCAACCAGAGGGCCAUUUCCCCCCAGUACCAGCCUGUUGUCAUGCUGGAGAAGGGCUACACCAUCCACUGGAACGGUCCGGCGCCACGCACCACUUUCUUGUACCUCGUGAACUUCAACAAGGAUGACUGGAUCCGAGUUGGCCUCUGUUACCCAGCCAACACAAGCUUUCAGGUUACCUUCGGCUUCCUGCAGCGGCAGAAUGGCUCCUUAUCCAGAAUUGAAGAGUAUGAGCCCGCACAGUCGAUGGAAGAGCUACAGAAGAAACCGUCUGCAAGAAAAUUCUAUUUUGACUCUGGCACAGGGUUAUUGUUUCUGUAUCUCAGAGCCCAUAGCCACAGAGAUGGUCACAGUUACUGUUCAUCUCAGGGAUGUGAAAGAGUCAAGAUUCAGGCAGCAACAGACUCCAAAGACAUCAGUAACUGCAUGGACAAAGCGUACCCGCAGUAUUACAAAAAGCCCUCGGCGGUCAAGCGCAUGCCAGCCAUGCUCACAGGACUCUGUCAAGGCUGUGGCACCCACCAGAUGGUGUUUAGCAGUGACCCCCACCAGAGCUACCUCCCUGUACGGUUCCAGUCACCCGGUAAAGUAGAAACACAGCGUGGAGAUCCAUCUGUUAUUUCUGUCAAUGGUACAGACUUCACCUUCCGGAGUGCAGGCAUUCUCAUCCUUGUUGUGGAUGCCUGCAGUGUUCCCUUCCGGUUGACAGAAAAAAAGAUGUUCCUUCCUGCAGAUGCCAGUCAGAUGGGAGAGUAUUUAAAGUCUAGCAUCCCUCCAAGGUCAAUCGUUCUGUUGAGCACAAGAGGGGAAAUAAAACAGAUGAAUAUCUCCGAUUCUUUAGUACUUCUGGGACUGGUCAAACCAGCACAUCUGUAUAGCAAAGGCAGUAUUGUAUUUUUGGGAUUCAGCGGAAACUUUAGACCAUCAUGGACUAAGCUGUUCACCAGUCCUGCUGAGCAGGGCCUGGGGGUGCUUGAGCAGUACCUCCCUUUGCAGAUGGAGGACUACGGGUGCUCCAGGGCCAGCAGUGUCCACAGAAGAGACCUCGAACUGUUACAGCAGGCUUUGAAAGUGCUUUAGAGACUUGACUGUAAUUUAAGUGCUGGGAAAGAAAAAAAAUGUGAACUAACUUAUUUAAUUUAUGGCAUUUUAAGAUGACACUGUUAACCCAAUGGAACCAUUUUCCUGUUUGAUACAAAAGGGAGAGAGAGAAAGAAUUCAAAGCAAUUGCCCGAGUGCCAGCUGGCGUACCUUGGCAUUGCCCAGACGGUAAAGAACCCUCUGUCUUCCUGAGGCUGCUGAGUUCGGAGAGCAGUUCUCUUGUCCCUCGAAUUCAUAAGGCAGUCAGCAGUGCUUCCCUUUUUAUAGAGUGGGGUGCAGGAGGGCUUCUGAGCGGCUGCUGUAGCACCUCAAUACUUGAAGUCUAAUGCUCAUUGUACAGUUGACUCCAGUGACUGACUUGGUCGGUGAUGCCCGGGGCUCAUUUGUGGGCUGCCUGUGAGGUUUUAUGUGAUGCUAGAUACCAUUUUAAGUGGCAACUCAGGCCCAGCACAUGCCCUUCUUGCUCGGACAUGUACUCUUUAUAUUCACUUGUGUAUUGGUUAUCUUUGAGGGUUCACCUUUCUAAGAGGGAACCAUAUUUGGACAAAGGGCUUUUGAAAUCUUUUUGAUCUGUGACCAUUGAGCGGAAAAACAAACCAUUACUUGCCCCCAAGUCUGGUGGGCUUUGCAGCUUUAAUCCUUAACCUGUCUUGAUUGUAUAUUUGUAUUUAAAAUGCAGACCUGAACUGACUUGUCUUUAAAAGAAGCAAGCCACUUCCCAAACUGUAAACCCUGCCAUUUUAACUUGCAAAGGGGAGCCAGGUAUGGUGCCACAUGCCUUCACUCCCAGCUUUCCAGAGGCAAACCAGUCUCUUAAGUUGAGGCCAGCCUGGUCUACAUAGUGGGUUCCAGGACAGCCAUGGCUACUUAGAGAAACCAUGUCUAAAACAACCCCCGCCCCCCAAUUAACUUACAAAAAGAAACCUGUCCUUGGUUUUGAUCUUGUACCUGUGUUUUGUUGUGUGGGUUUUUUUUUUCUUUUUAAGUGUCUCUGCUCAUCAUCCUACCAGAAAAUCCCAGAGAGCUUACUGCUUCUCCAUAAAUAUUGUAUCCAAGGGGAGGAAGGAGACACCUUUUUAGGUCUUACAAUCAUGGAGACGACAUGAACCUCUUUGUAGCCUUAAAAAGAGGAGCCUCUCCUAGUGAAUGUAGUUUUCAAACACAAGAAGAAGGGAUACCAUGAUGUCCAGUGCCCCAGCCGGUGGGGACACAAUGUGGCAAAUGAGGCUGGCCUUGCAGACAAGGAAGAUGCAUCAGAAUGCUGCUGCGCUGCAUGAAGGCGGGUGGAUGAGCAUCCAGGCACGUCCCCCGCUGCUGACAUUAGCAUCCAGGCACGUCCCGCUGACAUUAGCAGUGAAUAUGGACAAGCUCAUCUUCCUGUGUGAAGGGCCAAGGCUGAUGCCUGUACUUUGUGUCUCUGUGACUUGUUUUCCUUUCCUGAACAUGCUACCUCAAAGUGCUGUGACAAACCAUGCCGACUGUCAGUGCUCACAGGAGGGGCACAUGUCUUAAUCAAAGUCUGCUGAUUUGUUUGUUUGGGUUUUUUCAGAUGUGGGUUUCUGUUUGUUUCUUCUUCUUUUUUUUUUUUGUACAGUGAGAUCUUACCUAUGAAAUCUAUUACCGGGUAAUGGUUCCUGAAGGUGAUUGAAUUGUGUGUGGGAAUGUGUGUGUGUGUGUGUGUGUGUGUGUGUGUGUGUGUGUGUGUGUGUGUGUGUUAUAUUAUGACUUAAGUAUAUUUGAUGUGUGCUUUUUUAGAGUUCAGGUUUUUUAAAAAAAUAUUUGGUGAGGGUAUGCAAGUGUCAAGGCACUCAGUUUUUCUGAUGUAUGUACUAAUAAUUAGGGCCUAAGUUAAAUAAAUAAAAAUGCGUGUGCAUGUA
Messenger RNA from Mesocricetus auratus (golden hamster), 6720 nucleotides. RefSeq names its product cell migration inducing hyaluronidase 2 (gene Cemip2). The record is from RefSeq and is a predicted model, not a curated record. The transcript is spliced from 26 exons. The coding region runs from base 671 to 4822 and encodes 1383 amino acids. NCBI's taxonomy places the organism in Eukaryota, Metazoa, Chordata, Mammalia, Rodentia, Cricetidae.